Messenger RNA from Wasmannia auropunctata (little fire ant), 1929 nucleotides. It is a transcript of the gene eas, whose product is annotated as ethanolamine kinase 1. NCBI's taxonomy places the organism in Eukaryota, Metazoa, Arthropoda, Insecta, Hymenoptera, Formicidae. Bases 819 to 1871 code for a protein of 350 amino acids. Gene Ontology annotation, molecular function: ethanolamine kinase activity. Gene Ontology annotation, cellular component: cytoplasm. The record is from RefSeq and is a predicted model, not a curated record. The transcript is spliced from 6 exons. Gene Ontology annotation, biological process: phosphatidylethanolamine biosynthetic process.
GGCGCUAGUGUACGGAGAGGUCAAAACUUUUACCGGUGUUACGAAAAACGCCGGGAUGGUCGCUCUCAUGCUUCUCUCUGGCAGCCCUGGCAGGAGCCAAUAAUAAAAUAAUAACAAAAAGAAAUGUGACGUUACACGUGUGCAUAUAAAAAUCGAAUAAUUGUUAACGAUUAUGUGAUGACGUAUGUUACGUGGGUUAACCACAACCGUACAAUUGCUAACCUUACAUGACAACGCACAGCGAAUGUUUUAAAAAACUUAUGCAUUUAUAUCUCGAAGACAAUUACCAAAACAGUUUGACAAAGCAGACAAGUAUUUAAAAUUUAUGUACGUAGAUAAAUUACAUGUACUCUGAUGGAGAAUGUCAUCCUUAAAGCGGAAUUGCUUUAUUAUGCACAGAUGCACAUCGGCUGUAUUUCGCAAUUUUCUCCAAUUGACUAUAUCAAUUGACCUACACUCGCUUAUCAGUAUAUUAUCGCGGCCUGUAAUAUAUUGUAAUACGGACAUAUAUCGGAUCUCCUUUAGUUGCCGUUAAACAUUUGUGAAGAUUAGGUGUUGUGUUUUUUUUUAUAUUACUUUUGUGUAUUCUUGUAUAUAUGUAAUAUUUGUUCAAUAAUAUUUCAUUCAUCUGUGGUGUAGCAAAAUUGCCAAUAGAAAUGCAUUAUGUAUAUCUAAUUUAUAUCCUUAAAAAUAAAUUUAAAUAAGUCUCUUUUUACAAGUCUAUCCAAAUUUUAUCCGCACUUUAUAUAGUCUUUAUUAUUUAAUUCAAGUAAUAUUUCAAUAAGAAGCUUAUAUUCUCUAUAAAAUAGCAUUAAGCUAUGAACAUAUGUGAGGAACAUCUUAAUAUUACGAUAGAUGAAAAUGAAAUUAUUGCUGGUGCCAAAGAUAUUAUUAAGAGAAUUCGACCAUCCUGGCCUUGGCAACAAUUGCAUUUCAAGGUAUUUACCGAUGGAAGAACAAAUAAGUUAAUAGGAGUAUGGUACUCAGGGCAUUAUACAGAUAUGAUCCUGAUAAGAAUUUAUGGCAAUAAUUCGGAUUUAUUGAUCGACCGAAAAAGCGAAAUAAGAAAUAUCCGGAUAUUGAACAAGGCUGGCUAUACUCAUUGCAUUUAUGCUACAUUUAACAAUGGGUUUGCCUAUGAAUUUCUGGAAGGUGAAACUUUGACCACUGAAACAGUCAGGAACACGAAAGUAUACCCAUUAAUUGCAAAACGUAUGGCUGAAAUGCAUAAUCUUGAGCCUGAAAAUGAGUCUGUGUCAAAAGAAGCUUUUAUUUGGGAAAAGACAAAGAAAUUUAUGCAAAUUAUGCCCAAAACAUUUUCCGAUGCCCUCAAACAAGCAAAGUUUGAAAGAUUGAUACCAUCCCAUGUAAUAUUGGACAAAGAAUAUAAAAUGUUAAAAAGUACACUUUCCAAAGUGAAUAGUCCCAUAGUAUUCGCUCACAAUGAUCUUCUACUAGGAAAUAUAUUGUACAAUAAAAAACAGGAGAAUGUCGUCUUUAUCGAUUAUGAAUACACUGCAUUCAACUAUCAAGCGUUUGAUAUAGUUAACCACUUUACAGAAUUCGCCGGUUUUGACGAGCCGGAUUAUUCUCUGUAUCCGGAUCCAAAUUUCCAAAAAUUAUGGUUGAAAGAAUAUUUGCAAGUGUACAAUGGAAUGACUAAUGUAUCCGAGAAAGAUGUUGGCAAAUUAUACUGGCAAGUUAUGAAAUUUACUCCCUUGCCACAUUUUUUCUGGGGUUGUUGGGCUCUCAUUCAGAGCGAACAUUCACACAUUGAUUUUGAUUUUUUGGAAUAUGCUGCAAUACGUUUCAAUGAAUAUUUUAAAUGGAAGGAAGAAAUUUCUAAGCUGAAAACAGAAUAUAACGAAUGAAACAAAAUGACUUAUAAAAAAACCGUGCAAAUGAAUAAUACGACAUUUUUGGAUACAU